Colletotrichum graminicola M1.001 is the source of this 1602-nucleotide messenger RNA. Its product is annotated as alpha amylase. Gene Ontology annotation, biological process: carbohydrate metabolic process. The record is from RefSeq and is a predicted model, not a curated record. Gene Ontology annotation, molecular function: calcium ion binding; hydrolase activity, hydrolyzing O-glycosyl compounds. NCBI's taxonomy places the organism in Eukaryota, Fungi, Ascomycota, Sordariomycetes, Glomerellales, Glomerellaceae. Bases 1 to 1602 code for a protein of 533 amino acids. The transcript has 3 exons.
AUGACAAAAACAGGUAUUGCGUCACUUCGCCCAACGGAAGCUUCGCCUUUGCCUCGAACCAAGUCACUUCGCCGUCAGCGUAGUGAGAAACCGCAGAACCCAGUUCAACUGCAAGCAUUCGAAUGGAACUUGCCUGCAGACCACAAGCAUUGGAAGAGACUACAACUUGUGUUGCCUGCACUCAAAUCUGUCGGCAUCAACAGCCUUUGGCUACCGCCAGGCAGCAAGGCAAAGGACCCUGAAAGCAACGGCUACGACAUCUACGACGCGUGGGACCUGGGAGAAUUCAACCAGAAAGGAUCGGUGCCUACGAAAUGGGGUACCAAGGAAGACCUUGUAUCUUUGGCAGCAGAUGCUGAGAAGAACGGUAUUGGACUUGUCUGGGAUGCAAUCCACAACCAUCGCGCGUAUGCAGACAGCACUGAAAUGGUAAAGGUGGUGGAGGUGGAUCCUUCCGAUAGACGAAGAGAUAUCACAGAGCCCUACGAGAUUGAGGCGUGGACCAGGUUCAAUUAUGAAGCGAGAGGCGGCAAGUACAGCAAAUUCACGUACAACAAAUCGCACUUCAAUGGCACGGACUGGAACCAGAUCAAUAAGAAAAGAGCAAUCUACAGAUACGUAGAAGGCGGUAAGAACUGGCACCAAGACGUUGGCACAAGCCAAGGCAACGCGGACUAUCUGAUGCUCGAGAACCUCGACUACACCAACCCUGACGUGGUGAGGGAGCAGCACCAAUGGGGCCGUUGGAUCGUGGGCGAGCUUGGACUCAGAGGCUUUCGUAUUGACGCCGUCCAGCACAUCUCAUGGAACUUCAUCAACGAGUGGGCCCAAUUGCUCAGGAAGCGGGGCAGUCAAGAGCUGAUGUUUGUUGGGGAAUUCUGGCAUGGAGAUGUCCGUGUCUUGACCAACUGGCUAGAUCACAUGCAUUCCUUCUUCAGCCUCUAUGAUGUACCGCUGAUGUUCCGCCUCGCAAGGCUUUCAUGGCAUACAGACACGGAUCUCAGAGAGGUGUUCAAGAACACGCUGGUGGAGCAACGGCCUCACAACGCAGUGACUUUUCUUCGCAACCACGACACCCAGAAAGGCCAAGCCAUGGAUACUCCAAUAUGUACCGAAUUUAUGCCUCUCGCAUACGCUCUCAUCCUUCUCAGACACGAAGGACACCCCUGCGUCUUCUUUGGAGACCUUUACGGAACCGGGGGUCUCCACCAUGAAGCCCCUGUCCAAAAUUUGCCAAACCUUCUAUUGGCUAGGAAACUUUACGCAAAUGGGAAGCAACAAGACUACUUCGAGAGGCGAAGCUGCGUCGGUUGGGUUAGACGUGGGUGUGAGGAGAGACCUUAUGGUCUCGCUGUCGUCAUGAGUUGGUCAACGAACGAGAACCCUGACACCCGGCUUUGCAUGGAAGUUGGCGAAGAGCAUGCUGGGGAGGUCUGGACUGACGUUCUAGGACUGGAGUCUGCAUCUGUCAAGAUUGACCAGCACGGUUUUGGUCUCUUCUCCUGCCAAAAAAACAAUAUGGCAUGCUUUGUUAGCAAUAAUGCCAAGAGGAGGAAGUUUCCCGUCAAGUUCAACACUGAUUUCCAAAAUCUACUAGAAUAG